This is a messenger RNA of Drosophila ficusphila, 13308 nucleotides long. RefSeq names its product ubiquitin carboxyl-terminal hydrolase puf (gene puf). The record is from RefSeq and is a predicted model, not a curated record. Gene Ontology annotation, biological process: protein deubiquitination. Gene Ontology annotation, cellular component: cytosol; nucleus. NCBI's taxonomy places the organism in Eukaryota, Metazoa, Arthropoda, Insecta, Diptera, Drosophilidae. Gene Ontology annotation, molecular function: cysteine-type deubiquitinase activity; cysteine-type endopeptidase activity.
CCUGACAACCCUGCCCCUGCCUCUUCGCUCCAACUCUGGCUCUUGCUUCGAUUGUAAUUGUAUAUAUAUACAUAUAUAUUCCAACCAUAUAUAUAUGUUCGAGUGUAGAAUUAUCAUUUUUUUGUUGCCGAAAAACUGUGUUCCGUGUUGAGAGGCGAGGGCGCCAUCCUAAAUGGCAUUGCACGACCGCCGGGAGCGAGCCGAGCGAACCACGAAAACCGAGAGCAAGUGCCCGCAAUCGAGACAGAGGCCGAGACCGAAAGCGAGACUCCGAGUCCAGCGAAUCCCAGACGACUCCUAGACGCACAGGAGUCGCCGCUGGUAAGGCGGCCCUAACCCCUGGAAGCCCCCUAAUCAGUCCGACGAGUCAGUGGACCUAGCGGAGCACCAUGUGCGAGGUCUGCGCCGACUUCCAGAAUCUCCUGGAGCUGUAUGAGGUGCGCGUGGCUAGCUCCGAUCUCAAGUUCCAGCUGCUGCUGAAAAGCGAGAUCGAGACCACCUUCAACUACAUCCAGUCGUGGCCGCAGCGCCAGUGCAUGUGCCUUUACCGGGACACCAAGAACUACGACCGCUUUAACCUGGUGGUGCAGUCACUGAUCUGCCUUACGGUGCAGCACCUAAAGCACAUCGACCACCUGAUCGACAACUACAAAAGGCUCACCGCAAGCGCCGCCCAGGUAGUGGCCCAGGCCCAGGCCCAACAGCAGCGCGACGAGGCGGCGGCUCAGGCGGAGAACAAGGAGUCUUCUUCACCGCCCGAGGCUGAAAAAGAAGAACCGUCCGGAUCCUCGAAUGAAGAUGCGAAGGGAUCAGGCGAUGGUCCAACAAAGAAGCCGCCAGUUGGUCCCUGCACUCCUCCGCCUCCGACGUCGACAGCGGCAGCCCCAUCCCAGCACAAAUCCCACCUGCAGUACACCGAGGAGCCCUGGAUCCUGCCUGAAGUGGAGAAGCUCCUGGUGCUCGUCUCCAAAGUGUUCCUGCUCAACUUCCCGCUGUAUAUCGCCCACAAGCAUGGCAUGCACUCGCGCCUGGACGAUCUGCAGGCGGAGGAGGCCCAUCACCUGGCUCUCAUCUGCGACCUGCACGACAACGACCUGCCCAUCUACCUGCUCCGCAACGUGAGCCUCUUCUGCAACUCGGGUGGUUUCGGGGCCAUGUCGCUGUGCUUCGAGCACCCCGACCUGCCGGUGUCCACCGCGCACUCGAUGACCGCCGCAGUCUCGAACGUGAAGCUCUGGCUGAACUACCAUUGCAACACGCAGCUCUUUGUGCCGCUGCGCAGCCGCAUCCUGCAGUACAUGUGCAAGCUGUCGGACCAGAGUCUUCGAUCCGCCGCCACUCGCGCCAUGGCCGACUUCGUGUGGUCCUCCAUGCGGGACCCGCUGGACGUGGCCGUCAACUUCGACACCGAAGGACUGGCCCUGGCCUUCAAGUACUUCACAUCGACCACGCUGACCAUGCGACUGGCAGGCAUGGCCCAGAUCAACGCACACAUCAACCUGUUCAACGAGAUCUGCACAACGGAGACAGUUAACGAAGUAGAACUGUUUGGACAGCGCAUUGCCAACUGGUUGACCGAUAACCAUAUUGUGCAGCAUCUUUUCGGUCCGAAUCUGCACGUGGAGAUUGUGAAGCAGGCGCACGUGUUGCUCAACUUUCUGGCGGUGGAGAACCAGAUCUCCGAGGAGGACAUCAAACUCAUUUGGCAGGCCACUCAGUUGAAGCACUGCUCCAAGACAAUCUUCGACAUUCUGCCGUCGCUGGUCAAGAACCUCACACCGCGUCCGUCCAUGCACCUCUACUCACUGCUCUGCCGCAUGGAUCCCAAGGAGCACACCGAGCAGAGCAUCUACAUAGCGUCGGCUCUCACAAAGCUGCUGUGGACGCGAGACUGCUCGCGCAGCCAGAUGAACCUGAUGCAGGACCACCUGCUGGGAUCCAAUGUGACUGCUUCGAGCUCCGACAGCGGCAGCAUUGAGGGCAGCAACACGGAGGACGACCACGUGGGCGCCGACGACAGCAGCAUCGCCAGCGGUGGAGGCGGUGGCAACAAGAGUCCAAUUGAUGGAGUAACGCCGUGCAAGCAGGCGCGCCACAGGCGGCACAUCUGCGACCCGACCACCGAGAAGGGCAAGCAGAUCAGUCCAGAGGAUAUGGCCAAAGUGGACAUUGUAAACAAUCGGAUUGUGAACAUUAUCGACAACACGAGCAGCGAGGAGGAGCUGCAGUCGCGAGCCGCACUUGAGCUUCAGCUCCACCGCAGCCGAAAGAAGACGACCAACAAGCGACGCCGCCAAAAGGCCAACAAACAGAUCGUUAUUCCCCAAGAGAUGGUCGAGAUUUGGGAGGGAGGCGAGGAUGUGCCCAGCAGUGACGAGGCGGAUGCGGACGGCGAUGGAGAUGGCGAGGGCGAACUCUUGGCCGACAGCGACGAGUGCAGCGAUGGAGCCACAAGCCAAUUGGUGCCCGCCGCCGUGCUGAAGCAUCUGCAAGGUGAGGGACCCUACAUCCGGGCCAUCGAGACCAACAUAAGCGAGCUGCUCAGCGGUGCUGAGAACGACGGCAGCUACUCCUCCCCAAUGAGCAACAAAUCGGAAAAGAACCUGGCCGACUUCGAUGACGAGGACGUGUCGCCAUGCGAGGAGGAGCUAGCACAGUUAGUCAGCUCCCGCGCGAACUGCCGGGAUGUUCCGCCAGCAUUUGCCGCUGCUGCCGCCGCCAUGAUGGUGGCCCAGUCAGCGAUGGCCCUUCAGAAGUCAGGGGAGUCCAACGUUGCUGCCGCUGCAGCUGCGGUAGCCGCUGCUGCGGCGGCCACAGGAAAUGCCCAGCAAACACUGGUGGCCAUGAAUCGACAGGCUAGUGUCGCCGCCGCCGCUGCCGUGGCUGCUGCGGCCAAGGCAAAAUCCGACUCUGAUUUGGAUCUAAUGGAGGUGGCUUCCGCCGGCAAGCAACACCACUCCCCCAAGGCGAGUCAGGGCAGCUCAACAUCUGGUGGUACUCCCGUGCAGCCCUCCUUCAAGCUGAACGAUGUCUGUCAGCCUGGAAACACUCUGCUUUGGGAUCUGCUCCAGGAUGACAAAAUUGGUCAACUGGGUGAAUCCUUGGCCUUGGAGGCGGAGAAGGCGCUGGCCACUCUUCUGUGCUUCAGCAUGGAUCGCCAGCUGCGCACCAAGUUCAUCGAAGGCUGCCUUUACAAUGUGGCCAACAAUCGGAGCGUAAUUGUCAGUCUGCGACUGCUGCCAAAGCUGUUUGCCUCCUUCCAGCAAUUUCGUCCUUCAGACACGCACUCGAUGACACUGUGGGCGGAGCGGAAUCACCGGAUGAUGCAGUGCUUCUUCAACAACAUUCGCCACUAUGCGCGUCGCCAUGCCGAGAUACUAAUCACUCAGAACGGAGAGCAACAGCAGCAGCAGUUGGGCGGACAGCUCUACUCGCACAAGACACAAGUCUCUGUUCGCCUGCAGUUCCUCUCCUCGAUCUUCUCGACAGUGGGAUCGCCGAAGAGCUUCCGCCUAACGCUAGAGCAGCUGGACGCGCUCUGGGAGUGGCUGGCCCACGAUCCGGAGUGCGCCGACUGCUACUUCUCGUGGCUGCAGUCGCAGGCGAAGGGCGGCGACCAGCAUGCCCUUGGCAUCGAGGCACUGCAGCAUUUGUAUCUAAAGAAGCUGCCCGAACUGCGACCCGAGGAGUUCUCCAUGGUGGCGCUGGGCCUGUUCCAGCAGCUCUGCAGCUUCGCCCGCAUUGCGAUGGCCGAGUACGACAAGCACAGCGAGCAGAUCUCGGCCAGCGCCAGUGCCGUGGGCAUGUACCACCUGUGGAAGAUCGCACUGCGCGCCCAGAGCAACGACGUCUCCUUGGCGGCCAUCCAGUACAUCAACAUGUACUACAUGGGACAGCAGCUGCGCCUGGAGAAGGAGUUCGUUUCCCAGUGCAUGGAGAACUUGGUUCAAGCGGCAACGGCUCUGGAAAGCAUCGAUGACGAGACUGCUUUAAUGCGGGUGCAGCGCGGCCUCCUGUUGCUGAACACUCACCUGGACACUUUCCGGCGUCGGUAUGCAUUCCACCUGCGCCGCUGGGCCAUCGAGGGCAAGGGGAUCGGAUCGCACAGCAACCUGAAGAACGAGGGGGCGGGUCCUCCACUGCGGAUUGUGCUGCAGCAGGCGGGACUGUCGGAGAAGAGUCUGCUGCAGAUGCACGCCUGUGAUCUGAUCGCCGACCUCAAGGCGGAGGUGUCCAAGUGGUGGGAGAGCCUGCAAACGGGACUGGCUGCACCUGUGCUCGGACUGCUGCUCAGCGAUGGACCGCUGCGGAUCAUCACACAGGGACAGGAGCUGACCUCGGACUACGACGAACGAAGUCUCGGGGAUGCCGGCUUCAAGGACAACCAAAUCGUAUACGUGUCCCUGGGAGGACGCGGCGCCAGGCGAAAGGAGUCGAAUUUGGAGCACCCGUCAAUGCUUCCUCCGCCGCCAAAGGAGUGCCUGCCCACGGUGCUCCUCCUGCAGCCCAAGUACUUCGAAAAGCUGUUCUGUCUGAUGCAGACUCUCGGAGACAUGCAACCACAGGCGGCGACUGUGAAUCCCCAGCACCACACCAAGGCGCAGUUGCUCUCGCGUCGCGUGUGGGACAUCCUUGCCAUGCUGCCCACCAAUCCACACAUACUGGACGCCUUCAAGAGCCUCGUCUCCGACCUUAGCGAACUGGAGCAGCUGGACGCUGGCGGGGAGGAGGAGCAGCUGGCCACCAAGCGCAAGCAGAUCAAGCAGAAGUUCAGGGACCUCCUCGAUCCGAACAAUCUGCAGAAGUUCAUGUACUCGCUGCACAUCGUGGAGAGUCUGGCGCUGACCAGUUCCAGACGAGGGGAGUCCAACGGCAGCCUGGCCAUUGGCCAUCCUCCGGAGCAGAUCCGAGUGAAGAAAUCUUCGAUGGGGAGGCGCCGCAAUAGCAACGAGCAGCCACCACCACCGCCGCCGGAGGUCAAGCAGAGCAAGGAGCAGCUGUGCGAGCUGGAGGCCCCGCUGACGCCCACUCCCUCCUCCGGACUGCAGGACGUGGAGACGGAGGCCAGCAGCAGCAGCGGCGGCGACAAGGAGAACCAGCCGAAGCAGCACAGCAAGCGGCAGAAAAAGAGCGAGGCCUUCGACCAGGAAAAGGAGCGUCCAGUGGGCUGUUCCACGCCCCCGUCUCCGACUCCUCCGCCGCCGCCUCAACUUUCCGUGAUGGAGAGGGGCGACAACAAGUGGAGCGAGGCGUUCGUCAAGUGCGGCGGACUGCGACACCUCUACGAGAUCUUCAGCGGCGGGCAACUGCAGCAGAGUGCGCAUCCCAAGGAGCUGGCGUUGAACGAGUGGCGCCACGAUUGCCUAGCGAGUCUGCUGCGCAUCCUGUGGCUCCUGGGAUUCGAGGAGCUGCAGUCGCCGGAUGUGCAUGUGCUGAUGUCCCGUCCGCAUCCCUUUAUGCUGCAGUUGAUGGAGGUGCCGGAGUGCCUGACGCGUCUCUCGUCGAUCCUCAACGACGAGGUGCAUCAGCAGCACCAGGCCUCGUCGGCCAACCCACUGGUGUUCCCCUACCAGUUCCAGCACUUGCGCACCGGAUUCUGGGGUCGAGCGCAGCUCAUCCAGUUCGCCAUGAACAUCCUGGUGAGCUUCGUGCACGCCUCGGCGGAAGCGAGGAGGCUUCUCUGGGCGCAGUCGGACACGGAUCACUGCCGCUGGCUGCAGAAGUUCAUCCUGGAGGAUCCGGAACCGGCGGUGCGCCGCGAAAUCUGCGCUGGCUUGUACCGCAUCUGCCUGGGAAACGCACACAGCUAUCGCCUCCUAUUGGCGCCACUGCUGCACAAGCUGAUCGCCCUGCUUCCCCUGGCGGAGCAGAUGAGCUCCGGCACCCAGCCCACGCAGUUCCUGCUCUCCGAGGAGGGCAAGGAUCCGUACGGUCCCGCUUGCCGCGACUACUUCUGGCUGCUGGCCAGACUGGUGGACACUCUCUCGCCGGAAAUGGUGGCCGAGGAGCACAUCGACAUCGAGAUGCUGUGCGAGAGCAUCUCGCAGAGCAUUCUUACCCGGGACUACUUCGAGCUGCGCCACGGCUACCAGGACGACGGGCUGGUGGGUCUGCUGAACCUCAUGUCCAACCUGAUCAAGUACGACACCACCUUCAAGUACACCCCGAAGGCCCUGUCCUUCAUUGAGCAGCUGAUCGGCUUCCUGUUCGACAUGCCCUCGCCGGCGGAUCGCCAGAAGCCCAAGUGCAAGUCGGGCACCUCCCGGGCGGCCGCCUACGAUCUGCUGGUGGAGCUGUGCCGCGGGUGCGCCACCAACUACGGCUAUCUGCACGGACGCCUCCUGGCGCAGCACAAGGCGGGACCCAAGCAGCCGUAUCCCUGGGACUACUGGCCGCGGGACGAGGGUCGAUCCGAGUGCGGCUACGUGGGCCUGACCAACCUGGGAGCCACCUGCUACAUGGCCUCCUGCGUCCAGCACUUGUACAUGAUGCCGCAGGCGAGGGCAGCCGUGCUGAGGGUUCCUCCCACUGCCGCGCGCAAGCACGGACCCACGCUCCUGGAACUGCAGCGUAUGUUCGCCUAUCUGCUGGAGUCGGAGAGGAAGUCCUACAACCCGAGAAGCUUCUGCCGCGUCUACCAAAUGGAUCACCAGCCCCUGAACACGGGCGAGCAAAAGGACAUGGCCGAGUUCUUCAUCGACCUGGUGUCCAAGCUGGAGGACAUGACGCCCGACUUGAAGCACCUGGUGAAGAGGCUCUUCUGCGGAUCCCUGAGCAACAACGUCGUCUCCCUGGACUGCGGUCACGUCUCCCGCACUGCAGAGGACUUUUACACGGUUCGCUGCCAGGUGGCGGAUAUGCGCAACCUGCAGGAAUCGCUGGACGAGGUCACCGUAAAGGACACUCUGGAGGGCGACAACAUGUACACCUGCUCGCAGUGCGGCAAGAAGGUGCGAGCGGAGAAGCGGGCCUGCUUCAAGAAGCUGCCCCAGAUCCUCUGCUUCAACACAAUGCGCUACACCUUCAACAUGGUCACCAUGCUGAAGGAGAAGGUGAACACGCACUUCUCGUUCCCGCUGCGCCUGAACAUGUGCCACUACGUGGAGAAGACCCUAAUGCCGCAGCAGUACAAGGAGGAACGUGAGAGGCGCCAGCGGGAGAACGAAGGAGCCGAAGCAGGCGGAGAUGAGAACGACAACGAAAAGGCGGAGGCCACGCUGGAUGCCGACAUCGAGGAGUGUUACGAGUACGAACUGGUGGGCGUUACUGUUCACACGGGCACUGCGGAUGGCGGUCACUACUACAGCUUCAUUAAGGAGCGCACGAAGACCAGCUAUCAUCCCCACGAACGCUGGUUCCUCUUCAACGACGCCGAGGUUAAGCCCUUCGAUCCUUCACAGAUAGCAGCGGAGUGUUUUGGCGGCGAGAUGACGAGCAAAACCUACGACUCAGUGACGGAGAAGUAUCUGGACUUUAGCUUCGAGAAGACCAAUUCCGCUUACAUGCUGUUCUACGAGCGCCGAUUGCCUGAGCAUUUGCAGCGCCGCCAUUCCGAGCUGCUGGUUACACCAACGCCCAGUCCAACUGUGGAGGAGAAACCCGAGGCCGAAGAGCCCACUAAAAUGGAAACCAGCAGCAGCGAAAGCAAGGCAGAGGUGGAUGUUGAAGUGGAUGAUCCGGAGAAGGUUAAUGAGCAGCCCACAAAAGCUGACAAAGAUUCCGCGGAGACUCCCAAAAAGGAAGAAGUCACGGAGGAGAAGGCCAAUGAGAAGGAGCCAGAGAAUAAGGAUUCCCGACUAAAUGAUAGUGAAACGAAAUCUGAGGCAGAUAAGAAGCCCGCGGAGAAGACGAGCGAUGGCAAGGAGGAGGAGAAGCAGCCAACAGCCAAUUGUGAUAAUCAUAAGCCAAGCAACAAUAGCCACAACAAAGCCAGCAACGAUCAGCAGCCUUCCACGUCGAAGGCUGCCCAGAAGCUGCAACUAAUUCGUCCGUUGCUGAACAAGGACCUGGAGGAUUGGAUCUGGCAGGACAACCGCCAGUUCCUGCAGGAUCGCAACAUCUUCGAACAUACAUAUUUCAACUUCAUGUGGCAGAUUUGUGGGCACAUACCCCAGUCGUUGAUUUCGGAGACGGACGUCACCUGCAUGGCAGCCAAGUUGUCGGUGUCGUUCUUCAUUGAGACCUUCAUUCAUGCCAAGGAAAAGCCCACCAUGGUUCCCUGGGUGGAACUGCUGACCAAGCAGUUCAAUGCCAGCCAGGAGGCCUGCGAGUGGUUCUUGUCGCACAUGUCGCUGGAGCCCUACUGGCCUCUUCAGGUUCUCAUCCAGUGCCCCAACCAAAUGGUGCGCCAAAUGUUCCAGCGAUUGGUUAUCCACGUCAUUCAGCAAUUGCGCGCCUCCCAUGCGGAUCUGUAUCUGGACGUGGAGACGGACGAGGACGACAAGGAGCAGAUUGGCCAGGCCUCGUGCGUCACGCGUUUCAUCGGUUCGCUAAUCUCGCUGCUGGAGCAAGGCGCCCGAGCGAACCUGCGCCACCUGUCCGAGUACUUUGGCCUUCUGUGCGAGUUUUCGCGAAUGGGAGAUGAGGAAGCCAUGUACUUGCUCCGCAUUGGGAUCCUUAAGAGCCUGGUGGACUUCUAUCUCGGCCACAAGCAAACCGACAGCAUCGACAUAAGCUCGGACAACGAAGACAACUCCUCGGACGAGGCGCUUUCCGUGGAGAAGAUGCGACCGGCCUCGCUGGACAAAAUGAUUGCGCUGUGCGCCAGCCUGGUGGAGAGAUCUCGCGGACCCGAUUUCCGGCUACGACUGUCGUCCAAAGACUUUACUGCUAUCGCCGGCGGAAAGGGGUUUCCAUUUUUGUACCAACAAAUAAAGGACGGCAUUAAUCCGCACCAGACCAAGCAUUUAAUCCACGCCCUCUGUCGCUGGGACGAGCGCCUGGCCACUCAGAUCAUCGGCAUGCUCUUCGCCUCGGUGACCAAGCACACGGAGCUAUGCGCGCCAUUCUUCAAGCUGCUCACCUUGCUCACCGAGACGCAGGGCGGCCCGGUGGGCCUGCCCUGCUUCACCCAGCUCAUCCUGCCGCGCAUGUGGGACGCGGCCGAGUACUGCCCGCAGUCGGUGCUCGACUGGCUUUCGUUGCAGGCCACCAAGAACAAAAUCGCCCACGCCUGGAUCCUCCAGUCCGCCGAGCAGUGGCUCGAGCAAUUCCUGUUGGCCCACGACAACACCCGAGUGAGGAAUGCUGCCGCCUUCCUGCUGGUGGCUUUGGUGCCCUCGCAGCCUUUCCGGGCCAACUUCCGCGCCCACUCGCAGCACAAGCUGCUGGCCCUCAACCCGCACAGCUAUCGCGACAUCAACAGCGAUGCCCAGGCUGUGCUGCACCAGGUGAUCACUUUGCUGUUGCGCCUGCUGCGUCCUGCACGGGUCUAUGCCGAUAUCGGGGCCCACGGCACCACCAAGCUGACUGCCUACUUCAACCUGCUCAGCUAUUGUAUGGUUUCAAAGACUGAAAAACUAAUGAUAGGUUCGUUCAUGCGCUCCCUGUGGGAGCUGUUUCAUCCGCGCCUCUCGGAGCCCAGUGUUCCGGCCCAUCACAACAAGCACGCUCUGUUAACAUUUUGGCACCACUCACUGGUCGACUGUCCCGAAAAUGCAGCCCAGGUGGCCAACUGCCCGGAGAUCACGCGCAAUAUUGCAUUUAACUACAUAUUGGCCGACCAUGACGACGCGGAGAUCGUCACCUACAACCGUUCCAUGCUGCCCGCCUACUACGGACUGCUCCGCCUGUGCUGCGAGCAGAGCCGAGCCCUCACCCGCCAGUUGUCCCAGCACCAGAAUCUGCAGUGGGCCUUCAAGAACAUCACCCCGCAUCCCACGCAGUACGCGGCCGCCGUGGACGAGCUCUUUAAACUGAUGGCGCUGUUCGCCACCCGCCAUCCGGACGCCAGUGAGCAGGAGAAGCUCGAUGUCACCCAGUUCAGGCGGGCAGUGAUCGUGUCCUACACCAGCAGCCUGGAUGCUCGGGUAUCGUGGUCCACGCUGAUCAGCGCUCUCAAGAUACUUGUGGAUAACGAGGAGGACCGCACAAUGGUGAUCUUCAACGGGGGCAUCGAGAUGUGCUUCGAGGCGCUGCACACGCUACAUUCCAUGCACCACGAGGCCACCGCCUGCCAUGUAGCCGGGGAUCUGUUCGACCUCCUUGGCGAAAUGCUCCUUCUUUUGGCCACGUUUCGCACGCGCACCGACAGUCCGGCGCAAAAGAAGCAGCAGCAGCAACAGCAGCAAAUCGAGCAACAGUUGCAGCUGCAGCAGCAACAGAUGUUGCAGAAGCAACAGCAGCAGUCGCAGAGCCAGACGCAAACACCGCAGACGCCGCAGCAAAAGGAGAAGCAGCUGCAGCAGCAGAUGCAACAACACCUGCAACUGCAGCAGCUGCAGCAAAUGCAAUUCCAGCAGCAGCACUUCCUGCGCCAGCAGCAUCAGCACUCGGCGUUGGCCAAGGCACUUCCGGAUGCCGUCAAGCGGCUGGCCACGCUGCUGAACACCUUCAACUCGCCCGAGAUCAGCCGCAUGGCCUUGGAAGUGCUUAAGGAGUUGGUGCGGAACACCAGCUUGGAGACCAUCAGCAUCCUGGCUCCCAUCCUGAUCAAUUGCCAUCUCUCCGUGGCGAAUGCGCCCAAUGCAAUCGGACCCCUGGGACCUUACUUCCCGCGUCGUGGAGCCAAACACACGCCGUGGCCUUUGGGCGCCAAAAACUCACCCCGUCCGCCGCGUCCAAUGGUACAGAUGUGCAUCGCUCUGGCGGAGCUGACGCCACGCGGACUAGACGCGGACUACGAUGUUCAGGUGGAGUCCUUCUACAGACCCUACCACGACUUCAUCGACGUCAUGAUGCGCAUGUGCGUCAACACGGGCACGCUGAACGACACGCUGGUCAAGCUGCAAUGCCUGGUCGCCAUCGAAUCGACGCCGCUGCACUUCAACUAUUUGCCCAAAUUCUGGGUGGGAAUACACAAUAAUGCACUGACGCACAAAUACGUUGAGCUGCUGGUGAAGAACCAACUGCUGGUGGAGUACUUGCACAAUGUUUUGCGGGACGAGCGCAGCAUGCUGAAGGACGCCUGCGUCCGCGAAUUCCUGGAGCUGUACUACCACAAAGUGGCCGCUCAGCUGCCAGUGGCCAGAAUGAUCUACACGAUUAACUACGGGAUGCACUCGAAAGACGACAUCGACGAGUUGUGCGGCGAUCUGUUUGCCAUUCGGAUUAUUGCCCAGGCCACUGGAGUGCCGGCCUCGGUGCGCAAGGAGCUGCGAGGGUCUUUGAGAGCGCUUCAGAACAAGAGCGAAAGAUUCAGGAAAGAGUCGGAGCGGGAUCCUUUCCCAAACAAGAAGCUGAAACGCGACUCCCAGAAGGAAAAGGAAAGGCAACAGGCGCAGUCGGAGAGCGAGAACGCCUCCUCGUCAGGAGAUGCCGACAAGCCCGCAGACGUUUCCAUGGAGUCCAGCGGCAACUCGGAACCAGUGACGGACACCACCAAACCACCCACUCCCGCCGGCAGCGAGGAUGAGAUGGAGAAGACGUCGAUACCCUCGUCCGAUGACGAGACCGAACUGGAGGAUGAGCUGGAGCCGACGCCUAAGCGCAAUAAGAAGGCGACGAACAAGAAGACCGCCCAGGAUCGCAUCAACGAGGAGCGUGAGAAGCGCCUCAUCACGCUGAUCACUAUGGAAUCGUAUAUCCAGAGCAUUUUCGCCAUCCUGAAGCGGGAUUCAAGUGUGCCCAGUGCGGGGGCAACCAAGGAACCUAGUGAAGAGCCCUGUGGCGAGGCCUCCACAUCAGCGGCCGCAGCUGUUAAGUUGUCCCGGCCCAAAGGAGCCUGCACCCCGCCCGAGCCAAUGGCCGAAGCGAGCGACUCUCGGUGCAACAUGGACACGGAGACCGAGGCGGAGGAGCCGUCGCCGAAGGCCAGCCAGACGAACGGAAGCCAACCGACCGAAUCCCCGCCAGCGGCCUCCGGUGGAGACACUGCCCCCGCAAACCCCUCUCCCGCUCCCUCGGCAUCCGUUGCGUCCACGUCCCAGGCGGCGAGUCCAACACAGAUUUAGUUGUCAUUCAACGAUUUGCUCAGCAUUUUGUUUUUCGGCAAGCCACUGGACUGAUAAUGGCCGCCGGGGGCUGACCACGGCCGAGCUCCUAACCUGUAAGAAUUUCGUGGCCAAAGGUCAAUGUUAGGUAAACGUAAGCAACCCAAGGUUGGUGCUAAUGGUUGGCUUGGGGGCGAACCCACAACCCAGAAACACACAAAAUCCGACAGACUAACGGCAGAGCAACACAAGCUAUUUGGCCCCAUUCCGAUUUUCCAUUGCGAGGAAUCAGUGGACAGUGCUGCAAGUGGAAACGGGUUUGGGGUUAAUAGAUACUUAGUUAAGAGUUAAGCUUAACAACAAAUAGUAAUGUAACACACACAUUCAAGCCCAACACGCAGACACACCCGACCGGUCCACACACAUAUAUUCAAUAUAUAUAGAGAUACAUGUAACUAAUUUAAGACUACCGAGCACGCAGAUCCCCGCAGCGAAGGAAACCCGUAAGAGAUCCCCUUUCAUUUGGUUAGUUAAAAGGAAACGUUUAAGCCACACGAUGGAGAAAUUUGUUAAGCCAAAUAAAAAAUCACAAGAAAAGCGGUGGAACUAGGCAUCAUUAAUACUACAAAAUAAAUGUGUGAACGAGAGCAGUUGAAGAUCAGUGAAACGGCUUACGAGACGCUAAUAUCUAUAUAUGUUGUAUUAGAUCCAUUAAGUAUCAUUUAUGAAACGAUGCUAAGAACAUUUGCUUACCUUCCUCUCCCGCCACUCCCCCCACAACCCCCAUGCACCAAAAGCGAUACGUUAGAAGUGAACAGAUAUUAUAAUAAUAGAACUUAACGAAACAUUUUAAAUAUUGGAUGUGUUAAAAUAUGUCAUAAUCAUUUUCAAUGUAAAUCGCAUUACGCAAACCAAUCGAACAGUUUUUAGUUCACGUCCGACAAGGAUACGAUGUAAUGUUUAGCUCGUAAGGAUUGUAGAGAGUUGUUGUCCCAAGUGAAACACGACAGGACAAAAAUGAUAACAUUAAAUAAAGUAACUGGCCAGCGCCGAAAAAGGUCGCGUAUAUUGAUAGUUUUAAGCACACACAAACAUAAGCGAUCGAAAUCCACACAAUGUAAUGUUGAAAAACAAACAAAAAAAACAAAAACACAAAACUAAAUCACACCCAAACAAAUCAUGAGAAUAAUAAGUUUAAAUGAUAUGUAAUUGAAUCGAA